Messenger RNA from Fusarium subglutinans, 1425 nucleotides. RefSeq lists its product as uncharacterized. The transcript is spliced from 3 exons. Lineage: Eukaryota; Fungi; Ascomycota; Sordariomycetes; Hypocreales; Nectriaceae. The record is from RefSeq and is a predicted model, not a curated record. The coding region runs from base 1 to 1425 and encodes 474 amino acids.
AUGGGCGUUGGACCGCCUCGUCUAGACAAAUACGACAAGAUUCUCUCACGUCUUUUUGAGAAUCUUGCACUGUUCCAUAUACUCAAAGGCAUUGAUGGCCCUCACAUGGUCACCGCCCAUGCUCCAACUGAUGUUCGAGGUAUCAGACGCAGGUUCCUCAAAAACUUGUGUUUCAUCUGCGAUUAUCGAAAGGGCGGAGACACUACUACUUCAAUUGCUCUAGAAUCCCAGACAAACGAGAUUAUUCUCUGGGUUGCUGCGAACUUCACGCCACACAAUAAAGUCAUCCUGUUCCUGAACGAUAUUCUUCAACAGCUACAAACGGACCCGAAAGGGACCGAGGAAGAACGAGAAAGGCUGAGACAGAAGUUGACAAAGAAAUGCAUUGACUUUGCAGCCCCAAGGCUGAAGAAAGAGUGCAAGCUGUUAUGGCGGGCUACUCGUUAUUGUGAAAAGUAUCUGCAAGAAGAUGCCACAGCUGUCCAAGGAGCUGCCCUUUGUCAAACUGCUUACAAUUCUCGACAUGAUUUUCAGAUGUCAAGCCUUAUUAGGUCUCUGAGUAGCGAACUUGGCGUUGCGCCUCAAGAAACUGCGAUGAACGUCAAGGCAGUCCGACAUUUGAUAGGUCGUCUUGCCGAAAGAAUCCGCAUACCAGCGCUCCUGAUUGAUGAUUUCCUCAAGUUAGGACCACUGUUCAACUCUUAUCAGAUCAAGAAAGUUCAAGCUCCUACCCCAGCAAUUGUUCCACCAGCGGAUGGGCUCAGGAACCUCAACUCGAUCUUGAAAAGGAUACUACAGCCUGGGGAUCCCCGCCUUGAGGAUAUGCAGAGAUAUCUCGCUCGUUUAGAUGGGCCACUAAAACUGGAAGAUGCCAUUAGAUCCAUGUACAGCGAAGAUAACGGCCAAGUGCUUGUACACUCAGAGAUUCAGGUACUAGAAGAAUUUCAUCGUAACCAACGCAGCUUUGUCGGUAGCGAUCGUUACAUAGCAUGCAGUAAGCUUGCAUGUCUAUGCUGCAAAUUCUACUUUAGACACCACCCUGGAAAAUUCGAGGAACCCGAGUCUCAUCAGAAAGCAUACCUGAACUGGAGACCUAUUGAGUUGCCAGGCGGAUGGAAGAAUGAGCACUGGCCGCAUCAGCGUAAAGCCUUGGGGAUGCUUAGCAGUGAGCUGAGUACAGCAGUUGAAAAGCAGAUUGAAACUCAGCAACAGCCUGCCCCAUGGCAACCUGACUCUGUGACGAAUAUCACCGAGACUAUGAGCUCUGCAAGCCUUGGCGAGGUUGAGGCUGACGAAGUCUUGGGAAUUGACGAUGGAUGGAGUGACGAUUCUGCCUCAUUGGCACAAAUACACAAAGAUGAAUCUAGCGAUGAGAACGACGAUAGCGAUAGCGAGUCGGAUGGAGGCGUAGGAUUGGAUGCUUGA